GGAGGGAUGAAGGUGGGGAGGAUGACGAGGAGAGGAGAGCAGCAGGAAGGAAACACCACCCUCAUCGCCAUGGAGACCAGUCCAGGGAGCAGCUACGGCAGCAUCGCCACAAAUGCACCUGGUCAUGUUUCGGUUUCCCAGAAUGCACCUGGUCGGCCGAGGGACAGGAACGUGUUCAGCGAUGGAACGACUCGAGUCGAUUUCGUCCUGGUGUGGGAGGAGCCUCGGGGGGUCCAGGAGGCGGGGUCAGGAGUUAGCGCCGCCCACGUGAGGUGGAGGGAGGAGUUUCUGAGCCGACUGGGACGGGCGGGACUCCUGCAGGAGAAGAAGCAGGUCCUGCAGAGGAAGACCAGGACCGUGUUCGUGCUCCUCAGCGCCCCCUGGAGCCUCCUCUGCUUCUACGCCGAGGAGAUCCGGCUGCGGGUGCCGCUGCAGGAGGUCCGGGCCCCCAUGGAGAACUGGUCCCAGCAGGCCCUGGCCCGGCUGGGCGUCUCCAGCCCGCUGGCCCAGGACGUCCCCGCCCCGCCCCCAUACUUCUACACCUGCCCGUUCCGGGCCAGCAAGCUGCAGAGGUUCCUGGGCAGCGACGACACCCACAACUUCUUCAAGACGACUCAGCGCCACCAGGUGCUGUACGAGAUCCUGGCCAGGACGCCGUACGGUUCUGUCCCGAAGGGAGAGGUGGGAAUCGACCGGCUGGUGAGCGAGCAGGUCUUCACCGCCGCGUACCCGCUACACGAGGGGGGUUUCCGGCCGCCGGUCUCCCCAGGUGUCCCCGCGUCUCUCGGUCUGAGGCAGAUCCUCUACCUCUACUGGGCCCGCUGGUCCCGCUGGAGGUUCUACCAACCGCUGGACCACAUCAGGGAGUACUUCGGGGAGAAGAUAGCGCUGUACUUCGCCUGGAUCGGUUUCUACACCGGCUGGCUGCUCCCGGCGUCUCUGAUCGGGACUCUGGUCUUCCUGGUGGGCUUCUGGCUGGUGGCCACCGACGUCCCGGCGAAGGAGGUUUGUGAAAGUGAAGACGCCUUCAUCAUGUGUCCCAUCUGUAACAUCUGCUCCCACUGGAAUUACUCCAGCAUCUGUAUCACCUACAAGGCGGGUCUGCUGUUCGAUAACGGAGGGACGGUGUUCCUCAGCGUCUUCAUGUCUCUGUGGGCCGUCACCUUCCUGGAGUACUGGAAGCGGACGUCCUCGUCUCUGUCCCACCGCUGGGACUGCUCCGACUUCCAGGACAUCGAGGAGCGUCCUCGUCCCGAGUUCACCGCCAUGGCUCCCAUGACCCUGAGGAACCCGGUAACCGGAGAGGAGGAGCCGCACUUCCCCGACAACAAGAGGUUGAACCGGACGGUGACGGGAUGUAUGGUCAUCAUCAUCAUGGUCGCCGUGGUGUUGAUAUUCCUCAUCGCCAUCAUCUUCUACCGAACCAUCCUGAGCAUCAUCAUCUACAAGUCUGAGUACAGCUUCUUCAGCUUCUCCGUGAGAAUCAUUUACAGCAUCAAGCUUAAACCUCAGAGGCUCCGGGUAGCUUCCCUGAGGGACGCCACGCCCUCACGUUUCUGCUGUGUGUUUCAGGCUGGGAGGAUCGCCAGCUUGUCAGGGUCCGUGUUGAACCUGCUGGUCAUCCUGAUGCUGUCCAGAGUUUACAUCACGCUGGCCCACGUCCUCACCCGCUGGGAGAUGCAUCGAACACAAACCAAAUAUGAAGACAUGUUCAUCCUCAAAGUUUUCAUCUUCCAGUUCGUCAACUUCUACUCGUCUCCGGUUUACAUCGCCUUCUUCAAGGGCAGGUUUGUUGGUUACCCCGGCAACUACGACACGCUAUUUGGAGUUCGUAAUGAAGACUGCGGAGCGGGAGGAUGUCUGAUCGAGCUAGCGCAGGAAAUGCUCGUCAUCAUGGUGGGAAAACAGCUGAUCAACAACAUCCAGGAGUUCAUUUCCCCGAAGCUGAAGUCCUGGUGGCAGAAGAGGAGGCUCCGUCCCCACCUGAAGGAGAAGAGGGAGCAGCAGCAGGAGGAAGAGGAGGAGCAGGAGGAAGAUCAGGCGUCUCCCUGGGAGUCGGACUACCAGCUGCUGGUCUGUGAGGGUCUGUUCAGCGAGUACCUGGAGAUGGUGCUGCAGUUUGGCUUCAUCACCAUUUUCGUGGCGGCCUGCCCGCUGGCUCCGCUCUUCGCCCUCGUCAACAACUGGGUGGAGAUCCGUCUGGACGCCCAGAAGUUCGUGACGGAGUUCCGGCGGCCGGUGGUGGAGCGGGCGACGGGGAUCGGAGUCUGGUUCUCCAUCCUGCAGUUCAUCACGCACACGGCCGUGCUCAGCAACGCGUUCCUCAUCGCCUUCACCUCCUCCUUCGUGCCGCGGCUCUACUACCGCUACACCAGAGACGCUUCGCUGAGCGGCUUCACCAACUUCACCCUGGCUACGUCUCCGACCCGCUACAACCAGCAGCACAACGGGUCCUGCAGGUAUCGAGGGUUCAGGGACCAGGACGGCCGGUACCUGCCGGAGUAUUUCCACCUGCUAGCCGUCCGGCUCACCUUCGUCAUCGUCUUCCAGCACGUGGUCUUCUUCAUCGGCCGUCUGAUCGACAUGAUGGUUCCUGACGUUCCUGAGGAGGUGGAGAUCAAGAUGAAGAGGGAGCACUACAUGGCCAAGCAGGCGCUGGCCGAGAACCAGUCCUUGGGGAGGAUCUGGGCCGAUACGGACCAGGGAGAUCUGCGACAGCGAGGAUCCAGAACCGAACCAGACCUGGGGAAGAUCCCGGAGGAAACGGGUCUGGGGAAGAUCCCGGAGGAACCGGGUCUGGGGAAGAUCCCGGAGGAACCGGACCCGGGACAGGCAGGGAGCUGCUGAGAUGCUAACAUUGGCUAGCGGCCUCCGGCUACAGCCACAUACAGAAGUUACUACCAGCUGUUUUAGGCCCCGUUUCCACGGAGCAAAAACGGUGGUGUUUUCAUGCGUUUUGGUCGUUCAUUUACAUGAAAACGAAGCUCAAAGUCUCCAAAAACCAUCAUUCCGGAAAACUCCGGCCAAAGUGGAGAUUUUUAAAACAUCAGUCUUCACGUUUGCUUGUAAACAGAAAGAAACGGACAUUUAGGCUUCAGAACGUCACAUUAUGAGACAGAAACGUCACCAGCGUCAUGAGUGACACCUGUGGUUACAAUUAGUUUGUAACCGUCAAUAUUUUCUUGUAUUUUACCUGUUUUAUAUUCUAAAGUCACACUUAAAAGUAACUCCACUUCUCUGUCACUCCAAACGAAAGACUCUGGUUCAUCUUGGAAGUAACUGGAAGUUACUCGUGUAAUUUGUUGAUGUUUUUUUCCAGGAUUCUGAUUGGCUAGCAUGACUUUAUCUUCUCGUUACACUGCCCCCUGCAGGUUUGGCUGCUCAUAGCACCUUAAGGUGAGCAGGUUAGCAGGUUAGCAUGUCAUGUCAGGCUAGCAGGUUAGCAGGUUAGCAUGUUAGCAUGUUAGUAUGUUAGCAGGUUAGCAGGUUAGCAUGUCCUGUCAGGCUAGCAGGUUAGCAGGUUAACAGGUUAGCAGGUCAGCAUGUUAACAGGUUAGCAGGUUAGCAUGUCCUGUCAGGCUAGCAGGUUAGAAGGUUAGCAGGUUAGCAUGUCCUAGCAGGUUAGCAGGUUAGCAGGUUAACAGGUUUGCAGGUUAGCAGGUUAACCGGUUAGCAGGUUAGCAGGUUAGCAUGUUAACAGGUUAGCAGGUUAGCAUGUUAACAAGUUAGCAGGUUAGCAUGUCCUAUCAGGCUAGCAGGUUAACAGGUUAGCAGGUUAGCAUGUCCUAUCAGGUUAGCAGGUUAGCAGGUUAGCAUGUUAGCAUGUCCUGUCAGGUUAGCAGGUUAGCAGGUCCUGUCAGGUUAGCAGGUAAGCAGGUUAGCAGGUUAACAGGUUAGCAUGUCCUGUCAGGUUAACAGGCUAGCAUGUUAACAGGUUAGCAGGUUAACAGGUUAGCAGGUUAGUAGGUUAGUAGGUUAGCAUGUUAGCUGUGGUGUAACAGACCUAUAGACAGUACAUUUUAUAUAAUAUAUGAUUAAAUAAUAUGAUUAAACAAUUAAUAAAACCAUGAUAUGCUGUAUUUUUUAUAUAUCAUUAUUUUUACAAAUUGCUCCUUUAAUCAACUCUUUUAAACUUGUAUGUGGUUUGUUUGAAUUCUGAGGCUCAAGAAACGAAAUAAACCUGAAUGAGAA
Molecule: messenger RNA, 4191 nt
Organism: Cololabis saira (Pacific saury)
Lineage: Eukaryota; Metazoa; Chordata; Actinopteri; Beloniformes; Belonidae
Gene: ano7
Product: anoctamin 7
Exons: 21
Coding region: 7-2847 (946 amino acids)
Biological process (GO): calcium activated phospholipid scrambling; chloride transmembrane transport
Cellular component (GO): plasma membrane
Molecular function (GO): protein dimerization activity; chloride channel activity
Source: RefSeq, a predicted model, not a curated record